This is a messenger RNA of Mucor velutinosus, 621 nucleotides long. RefSeq lists its product as uncharacterized. The record is from RefSeq and is a predicted model, not a curated record. The transcript is spliced from 5 exons. Bases 1 to 621 code for a protein of 206 amino acids. Gene Ontology annotation, biological process: vesicle-mediated transport. NCBI's taxonomy places the organism in Eukaryota, Fungi, Mucoromycota, Mucoromycetes, Mucorales, Mucoraceae. Gene Ontology annotation, molecular function: GTPase activity; GTP binding.
AUGAACGCGGAAUACGACUAUCUUUUCAAACUACUCCUUAUUGGAGACUCUGGUGUAGGCAAAUCUUGUCUAUUGCUUCGUUUUGCUGACGAUACUUACACUGAAAGUUACAUUUCUACUAUUGGUGUCGACUUUAAAAUUAGAACUAUUGAAUUGGAAGGAAAGACUGUAAAGCUUCAAAUUUGGGAUACAGCAGGUCAAGAACGUUUCCGUACUAUUACUUCAUCCUACUACCGUGGAGCACAUGGUAUCAUUGUGGUCUAUGAUGUAACUGACGCCGAUAGUUUCAACAAUGUCAAGCAAUGGAUGCAAGAAAUCGAUCGUUAUGCCGCUGAGGGUGUCAACAAACUAUUAGUGGGUAACAAGAGUGAUUUGACUGACAAAAAGGUUGUUGAAUAUACUGAAGCCAAGGAAUUUGCUGACUCUAUCACUAUACCUUUCUUGGAAACAUCUGCAAAGGACUCCACCAACGUCGAGCAAGCAUUUUUGACCAUGGCCAAGCAAAUUAAGGAUAGAAUGGGCGCAACUGUCCAGCAACAGCAGCAACAAUCAACUGUUAAAGUAGGUCCCGGUGCAUCACUUCAACCUGGACAGAGCAACAGUGGUGGCGGCUGUUGUUAA